AUGAGCAAAUACGCGACUAAUUCCCAACAGCGUACCAGCGAGCGUGAUUCUCCGCUACAGGCGUCAGCUUCAGCUUCAGCACCUUUGAACCAGCGAAACAGUAUUUUAGAUCCCCAUUUGUCUGUACUUCAGCUCUUAGAGCGUGCAGAGCAACCAACGACCACCCAAUCAGAGCUGGCACCGCUCAAGAGACAUGAGUUGGUGCGAACACCUUCACCCGCUAAGAUGUGCGUCUCAGAAGCUAUGAAUCGCAGCAUUUCAGAGUCCUGGCAAUCCAUAAGGCGUACAGACUAUUCCAUUCUCCAUGUUUUAAACGAAGCUUCUUCGAAUCAUCAACCGGUAGGCAUUCUAUCGUCCUCCGACACUUCAGAAGACGAACCAGAUCACUUUUUAUCUCCAUCUCCCAAUAACUACACAUUUGGAGCUGCUAGCGCGAUGCUUCCUGAGCCCCCCCACGCUCUAGAGGCUCCUCCAUUGUCUACAUUGCGCAAUUCGGGAUUACAGACAACUCAACAAAACGAUGAUUCAUUGCAUGGCGGCGAUAUUGACAGUGACAUUGACAACGACAAUGAAACUGUCACUUUAAGUUUAAUGAAUUCGUCGAAUUCUUUUGUGAUGCCUAAAUUGUCCUUAUUCCAGCAAUCACAAAAGUUCUGCAUUCUGAUUGUGGGAAAGCCCGCUCAGAGAUUCUUCAGAGAUAUUCCAAAAUCGUAUCAGAAGUUAUUUGACGUCUGUGACGUUGAGACGUUGAGUUCCCACAAAGUCAAACAAUAUAGCGCCGUAAUGAUCAUUUUCAGUGACCCCAAAAAUGGCCAAACACUGCUGGAGAAAGUUGCUCCCCAUAACAUAAACAUAAUUGCGGUCUGCCAGCGGGGCCAACAACAGCAAAUUUCGAACCUUUUGAGCCGGUUCUCAAAAUCGAAUCAAAUGCGUUUAGUUUAUCACUUGACUGUUAUGUCAGAUCAUCAGGAUGUACAUCGAAUGCUGAGAUACUUACACAGCCUCAGCUCGGAGGUUGAAUCAGGCUACGAAACUGAAGUCGGGUCGCGGAAGAUUCGCAAACGGCGCAAGUCCCAGAGAAAGAGGCCCGCUAACCUCAACAUAAGUCGCUGGGUUGUUUGGAGUAUAUCGCUAACCGUGGGCGUAGGGAUUGGUUAUUGCAUCUCAUGUGUUUUAUCGUCAGCUGUUUCUAGUCGCAGCGGUGAUUUCUCGAUGCGUUCUGCAGACAAUGUUACAUUCUUGGAGGAUGUGUCAAUGUCUUCCCCCGACGGAACCUUUGACAGCUAUGUUCGCCAACUUGUUCUAGCAUUCAGGAAAGCAAUAAAGCAAGCCAAUCUAUCCUUUAAGCAGUACCUGAACGGUCAGUCUUUGCUUGUCAUGUGGAUGCAACGCAUGGGCAAAGAGUGGAUGUCUGAAGACUCAGACACAACACUACCGGGCGUAGCGGCAUUAGAUCUAGUUUUGAUAUGA
Lachancea nothofagi CBS 11611 is the source of this 1470-nucleotide messenger RNA. The record is from the annotation of a GenBank genome assembly. NCBI's taxonomy places the organism in Eukaryota, Fungi, Ascomycota, Saccharomycetes, Saccharomycetales, Saccharomycetaceae.